AUGGGCCAACUGAAAGUCACCCCUCUCCGAUCCAACCUCGACUUAGCUGGGAAAAAAACCGUCGUAACCGGGGCCAGUGCAGGCAUGGGCCUUGAAACAGCUCGCCAGCUCCUAGCUCGAAACUGCGACACUUUGAUCCUCGCGGUGCGAAACACGACCAAAAGCGAAGCCUGCGCGCAAGAACUCCUCAACAUCCCCGCCAUCAAAGCGAAAGCAAAAUAUUCAGUGGUAAAAAUCCUACCCCUGGAUGUGGACCGCUAUGAUAGUGUGCAAUCCUUCGCGAAAUGCCUUCAAAAAGAGGUCCCCGUCGUGAACAUCCUCAUUCUGAACGCAGGCAUUGCACGAUUGAACAUGGAACGAGCGUCGACAGGUCACGAACGAUGUUUACAAGUAAACUACCUUUCUAACUCUCUUCUUCUUUUUGAAUUACUUCCCUACCUAUACUCAUCGGCCGAGAAAUCUGGUUUCGCUACCCGAGUCACCUGGGUCGGAAAGUCGGAGGCAUGA
Molecule: messenger RNA, 507 nt
Organism: Penicillium cosmopolitanum
Lineage: Eukaryota; Fungi; Ascomycota; Eurotiomycetes; Eurotiales; Aspergillaceae
Product: short-chain dehydrogenase/reductase family protein
Exons: 1
Coding region: 1-507 (168 amino acids)
Source: RefSeq, a predicted model, not a curated record